Messenger RNA from Scedosporium apiospermum, 738 nucleotides. RefSeq lists its product as uncharacterized. Gene Ontology annotation, biological process: proteasome-mediated ubiquitin-dependent protein catabolic process. The record is from RefSeq and is a predicted model, not a curated record. Gene Ontology annotation, cellular component: nucleus; proteasome core complex; proteasome core complex, alpha-subunit complex. The coding region runs from base 1 to 738 and encodes 245 amino acids. The transcript has 4 exons. Lineage: Eukaryota; Fungi; Ascomycota; Sordariomycetes; Microascales; Microascaceae.
AUGUUUAUGGCAAGGUCGGAAUACGAUCGAGGUAUUAACACCUUCUCCCCCGAAGGCCGCCUCUUCCAAGUUGAAUACUCCCUCGAAGCCAUCAAACUCGGCUCAACCGCCAUCGGCGUCUCCACCUCCGAAGGCGUCAUCCUCGGCGUCGAAAAGCGCGUAACCUCCACCCUCCUCGAGACCUCCUCCGUCGAGAAGAUCGUCGAGAUCGACCGCCACAUCGGCUGCGCCAUGUCCGGGCUCCAGGCCGACGCCCGCUCCAUGGUCGAGCACGCCCGCGUCGAGUGCCAGUCCCACGCCUUCAACUACAACGAGUCGCUGCGCGUCGAGUCGUGCACCCAGGCCAUUUGUGAUCUCGCCCUGCGUUUCGGCGAGGGCGCCGAUGGCGAGGAUCGCGUCAUGAGCAGGCCUUUUGGCGUUGCUUUGUUGAUUGCGGGUAUUGACGAGGAUGGGCCGCAGCUUUUCCAUGCGGAGCCGAGUGGGACUUUUUAUAGGUACGAUGCUAAGGCUAUUGGGUCGGGGUCGGAGGGCGCGCAGGCUGAGCUGCAGAAUGAGUAUCACAAGUCUCUUACCCUCACCGACGCGGAGACUCUCGUCCUCAAAACACUCAAGCAGGUCAUGGAGGAGAAGCUGGAUGCCAAGAAUGUCCAACUCGCCAGCGUCACAAAGGAGAAGGGCUUCAGAAUAUACACCGACGAGGAGAUGGCCGAGGUUGUCCAGCGCCUACCCGCUAACUAG